Exserohilum turcica Et28A is the source of this 737-nucleotide messenger RNA. RefSeq lists its product as uncharacterized. Gene Ontology annotation, biological process: positive regulation of DNA-templated transcription, elongation; regulation of transcription elongation by RNA polymerase II; mRNA processing. The transcript has a single exon. Gene Ontology annotation, molecular function: RNA polymerase II complex binding; zinc ion binding. Gene Ontology annotation, cellular component: nucleus; DSIF complex. The record is from RefSeq and is a predicted model, not a curated record. Lineage: Eukaryota; Fungi; Ascomycota; Dothideomycetes; Pleosporales; Pleosporaceae. The coding region runs from base 33 to 407 and encodes 124 amino acids.
CUGACGCCAACGACCCCGACGAGCUUGCAAACAUGGCCGGCGGCGCGUACAUCCCCCCAAACCAGCAGCGCAACAUGCGCGCCUGCAUGGUCUGCUCCAUAGUCCGCACCCAGCAGCAGUUCAUGACGCAGGGCUGCCCCAACUGCGAAGAUAUCCUCGAGCUCACCGGCAACCCCGAACAAAUCAACGACUGUACCUCGCAGGUAUUUGAAGGCCUCAUCACGGUUGCCGAUACCUCGAAGAGCUGGGUCGCUCGGUACCAGCGUCUUGAGGGCUACCAGCCGGGCGUUUACGCGACUCAGGUCGAGGGUAUCCUCCCAGAUGAUAUUAUUGGCCUCAUCGAGAGCGCCGGCAUCAACUACGUACCCAGAGACGGCAGCGAGCAGGACAUGCUUCCCAAGGACUGAGAAUGUCAAAGGGAGAGACGAGUUGGCAACAUCAACUAGACGCCACGCGCCGUGGGAGUGAAUACUUGCAUUACAUCUUGAGCGACGGAGUUACGGUAAAAGAGGGCCACAUAUGUCCCAACAUCAACGUGCAUGGAGGAAGUCGUCUGAUCUUUCAUUUCAACCAAUUCAUGAUGUGAUUGUUUCCCCAGCCCUUUGACAAGUAUCGAAACAUUUCUUCUUUUUCAGCUAGCCCAGAUUGGCAACGCAUCCGCCCUCACUAGCUUUGCAUAGAUAUAUCUCAGGACUUAGGUAACCAGACGUGGACUGACACGACAAGGUCAAUCCAGC